UGUUCGCGCAAAGUUGUCAGUUUAAAUACGUGUUUUCAUAUUGCUGCAUAAAUCUUUUGUUAUUUCAGAAGUGAUAUAUUUUGUUUAAAUAAUGUCAACUCUCGCAGCCACAAAUACUCUUCAAGCAGAAGAUGACAGCGAGGAAUAUAAUCCACAAGUAAAAUUAAUAAAAACUCUCGAAGGAAAUGGAAUAACAGCAGGAGAUAUAAAAAAGUUAGAAGAAGCUGGUUACUAUACCGUAGAAGCUGUGGCCUAUGCUCCUAAAAAGUGUCUAAUUGCUAUUAAAGGUAUCAGUGAAGCUAAGGCAGAUAAAAUUUUACAAGAAGCUUCAAAACUAGUUGUGAUGGGAUUUAAAAGUGCCACUGAAAUUCAUCAAACACGAUCAAAUAUAGUUUUUGUGACAACUGGUUCCAGUGAAUUAGAUAGACUAUUAGGAGGUGGUAUAGAAACUGGUUCUAUUACAGAAAUUUUUGGAGAGUUCAGGUCAGGAAAGACUCAAUUGUGCCACACACUUGCAGUUAAUUGUCAAUUACCUAUAGAUAUGGGAGGUGCAGAAGGAAAAUGUCUUUACAUAGAUACAGAAGGAACUUUUAGACCUGAAAGAUUAAUUGCUGUUGCAGAAAGGUAUAAAAUUGCAGGUGACUCUGUAUUAGACAAUGUAGCUUGUGCUAGAGCCUAUAAUACAGACCAUCAAACUCAAUUACUAAUUCAGGCUAGUGCUAUGAUGACAGAAAGCAGAUAUGCAUUGUUAAUAGUAGAUAGUGCAACUGCUUUGUAUAGAACUGAAUAUUCUGGAAGAGGAGAAUUAAGUGCAAGACAAAAUCAUUUAGGUAGGUUCCUUAGAAUGUUACUGAGAAUAGCAGAUGAACAUGGUGUUGCUGUUGUUAUAACAAACCAAGUUGUGGCACAAGUUGAUGGUGCAGCCAGUAUGUUUGGUGGUGAUCAGAAAAAACCUAUUGGUGGUCAUAUUAUAGCACAUUCCAGUACUACAAGAUUAUAUUUACGUAAAGGCAGAGGGGAAACUAGAAUAUGUAAAAUUUAUGAUUCACCUUGCCUGCCUGAGAGUGAAGCAAUGUUUGCUAUAAAUGCAGAUGGUAUUGGAGAUGUUAAAGAAUAA
Messenger RNA from Habropoda laboriosa, 1117 nucleotides. Its product is annotated as DNA repair protein RAD51 homolog A. Gene Ontology annotation, cellular component: condensed nuclear chromosome. NCBI's taxonomy places the organism in Eukaryota, Metazoa, Arthropoda, Insecta, Hymenoptera, Apidae. Gene Ontology annotation, molecular function: ATP binding; ATP-dependent DNA damage sensor activity; ATP hydrolysis activity. Gene Ontology annotation, biological process: chromosome organization involved in meiotic cell cycle; reciprocal meiotic recombination; mitotic recombination-dependent replication fork processing. Bases 92 to 1117 code for a protein of 341 amino acids. The transcript has 2 exons. The record is from RefSeq and is a predicted model, not a curated record.